AUGGCUGAAUUACUACCUCCGACCCCUGGAAAACCCCCGAUCGAGAAGCUGGGACUGGGGAUUUUGGUCCCCGAUACGACCUCGCAUGAUCCGAUCGCUAUCGCCGGCGGUCAGGCCGUUGUGAUUCAGAACGGCGAGUCCUCCCUGAACGCGUCUCAGGGGGAGAGUGGUUCGCCGGCGGCGUUGAUGGCGGAUGUGGUGGUGGAAAUCGUUGCUGACCCUGAAGAGUUGGAACUGCAGAGUGCCCUGGAGAGAGAUUUUUGCCAGCUGACUAUUCAGCAGGCUGAGAUGGAGGCAGAGAGUGAGAGAUUAGAAGCUGUUGUGGAGGGAGGGAAGGAUGCUGUGGAAGUGAAGUUAGGUGAUCUUCAUGGCGAAAAGGAUGGUAAAAUUGGAGAGACUGUUGAAGAUGAAGAUAAGAAGGGGUUGGGUUGCAUGGAGGGUCAUGGAACACUGAAGCUAGAUAAUCAUCAUGAAGGAAAGGAUGGAGAAAACUCGGUUAGUGUUGAAGGUGAGAAUAGGGAUGGAUCGGGUUAUGUGGAGAAUGAGGGAAUGCUGAAAAUUGAAAAUUUUCAUGAAAAAAUGGAUGGAGAAAAUGAAGGGAAUGCCGAAGAUGAAAGUGGGGAUGGGUUGGGUUAUUUGGAGAGAGAGGGUACAGUGAGACUAGACGAUCUUCACGAAGAAAAGGGUGGAGCAAAUGGGGAAAGGAAUGAAGAUGUAUAUGUGGAUAGAUGGGGUUAUAUGGAGAACGAGGGAACAUGGAAACUUGAUGAUCUUCAUGAGAUAAAAGGUGGAACGAAUGCUGAGGAAGUUGAAGCUCAAAAUGAGAACAGGUGGGAUAUUAUGGAGAAUGAAGGAACGUGGAAACUUGAUAAUCUUCAUGAAGAAAAGGGUGGAGAAUAUACUGAGAGUCUUGAGGAUCAAAAUGAGAAUAGACUGCGGUUUGUGGAGAAUGAGAGGGGUAGUGAGGAGAAUGAAAGGAAUGGAGAAGGUAAGUGCUGGGAUGCUGCGACAAAGUUUGGGAGAUAUAAUCGAAGUGAUAACGAUUGGAGGAUUAGCUAUCCUAUGAGGCCUGAUGCAGAGGAUUGUGCAUAUUAUAUGAAAUCUGGGUCUUGCAAAUUUGGUUUGAAUUGCAAGUUUAAUCACCCUCCUAGGAGAAAGACCCAGGUCGUUAAGGAGAGAAUGAAGUAUGGUGGAGAUAAUUUUGACAGGGCAGGACAAGGGGCAGGACAAGCUGAAUGCAAGUAUUACCUGGCAUCAGGUGGAUGUAGACAUGGGAAUAACUGUAGAUUCUCGCAUGGCUCAGGCAACAGCUCCAAGACUCAAAUUCUCGAGUUCAACUUUUUAGGACUGCCAAUUCGACCAGGAGAAAAAGAGUGUCCCUUCUACAUGCGCAAUGGAAGCUGCAAAUAUGGUUCAAACUGCAGGUUUCAUCAUCCUGAACCUACCACAGCGGUUGGAACUGAUUCAUCCUCUGGAUACAGCAACGCGGGAUCUAUUCCCUCACAACUUGUUUCCUCUUCGUCUAUGUCUUCAUGGUCUUCACCAAGGGCAAUCAAUGAGGCUUCAUCUUUCACACCUGCAGUGUUCUCUGGAGGCCAGGUUGCUCCAUCUCCAGAUGCAGAGUGGAACGGUUACCAGGCCCCAACCUACACACCUCAGAGGAGCUUACCCACACCCCCAGCAUUUGCCAUGAGCAAUCUACCAACGGAGAUAAGCUUUCCUAUGCAACAUCAGCAUGAUAAGGUGCUUGAUGAAUACCCGGAACGCCCUGGCGAACUCGAGUGCAGUUUCUUCAUGAAAACUGGAGACUGUAAGUUCAAGUCUAGUUGCAAAUUUCAUCACCCAAAGACUCGUAUACCAAAACCGAGGUCGAACUCAUGUACUCUCAACGACAAAGGCUUGCCUCUUAGACCUGAUCAGCCCAUCUGUACACACUAUCACCGGUAUGGCAUUUGCAAGUUUGGACCUGCAUGUAAAUAUGAUCAUCCGUCGAGUUUUGCCGACUUGCCAACUCCUUUUGAUCAGACAUUCAAUGACUCUGGUGGGUCGCACUAG
Striga hermonthica is the source of this 2055-nucleotide messenger RNA. Lineage: Eukaryota; Viridiplantae; Streptophyta; Magnoliopsida; Lamiales; Orobanchaceae. The record is from the annotation of a GenBank genome assembly.